Messenger RNA from Limanda limanda (common dab), 3959 nucleotides. It is a transcript of the gene ralaa, whose product is annotated as v-ral simian leukemia viral oncogene homolog Aa (ras related). Gene Ontology annotation, biological process: regulation of exocytosis; Ras protein signal transduction. Gene Ontology annotation, cellular component: plasma membrane. Gene Ontology annotation, molecular function: GDP binding; GTP binding; GTPase activity. The coding region runs from base 196 to 816 and encodes 206 amino acids. NCBI's taxonomy places the organism in Eukaryota, Metazoa, Chordata, Actinopteri, Pleuronectiformes, Pleuronectidae. The transcript has 5 exons. The record is from RefSeq and is a predicted model, not a curated record.
CCCCAGUUCGCCGCCGCGGUCCAGCCCUCGUCAGACGCUUCGUGGAGGUGAACGCGGUCACAGUUACCGGACUUAUCAUUUAGCUCUUUGUUGCAGCGGCCGUCCAGACUGAUUUCCCUCCUCUUCAUUUCACAAUCCUUCCCUCCACCUUGAACUCUCUCCCUUCCACAGUCAGACCUCUCCGCACACAGAGCCAUGGCAGCUGCUAAGCCGAAGGGGCAGAACUCUCUAGCCCUCCACAAAGUGAUUAUGGUGGGAAGCGGAGGAGUGGGGAAAUCAGCCCUAACCCUCCAGUUCAUGUAUGAUGAGUUUGUUGAAGACUACGAGCCGACCAAAGCCGACAGUUACAGGAAGAAAGUGGUGCUGGACGGAGAGGAGGUUCAGAUUGACAUCCUUGACACCGCUGGACAAGAGGAUUACGCAGCCAUCAGGGAUAACUACUUCCGCAGCGGCGAGGGUUUCCUCUGUGUAUUUUCCAUCACAGAACUGGAAUCAUUCGCAGCAACAGUAGAUUUCAGAGAGCAGAUUCUGCGAGUGAAAGAGGACGAGAACGUGCCCUUUCUCCUGGUUGGUAACAAAUCCGACUUGGAUGACCGACGGCAGGUUAGCGCCGACGAGGCGAAGGCACGUGCCGAGCAGUGGGGCGUGUGCUACGUGGAGACUUCUGCCAAAACCCGUGCCAAUGUUGACAAGGUGUUCUUUGACCUGAUGAGAGAGAUCCGGGCAAGGAAAAUGGAGGACAGCAAAGAGAAGAACGGGAAGAAGAAAAGUAAAAGUUUGGCCAAGAGAAUUCGAGAGAGAUGCUGUAUUUUAUAGUGGCAACAGAGAGCAGGGUCACUGCUUGUGUACAUACACAUUUCUCAGACUUUUACAUUUACUUUGUGCCCAUACCUGACCAUGACUUUCUGUUCCUGGCUAACAGGACAUCUGACCGUGUGUCAGGGAGUAGUAAGGUGGCACGUCAUACACCACUUAUAGCUCUAACUUUUUAUGUGCUGACACUCCAAAUAACUUAUGUACUCUCUCUCUCUUACUCUGACCGCAUAACAGAGUGUUAUAAAUGGAUGGUGUUUUAAUUUAGCUCUACGUUUGACAGGAGGCUCGGCCCUGGAAUGUUACACAAUCUUUCAUUGUAAAGUUUGAUGUGUGAUAUAUAUUCAGACAGCUGUGCAGUGCGGGUUCAAGUGGAAAGAUUAAAUUAAAAGUGUCAGAGCUGAGGUUUAAAUGAGGGGGAAAUAUAACUAGAGUUGUACUGGAAAGUCCCACUUCAUAUGGGUCCACAGUCUUUGGUAGGAAGUGUGAACCCAAGUUCAAGUGCCACUUAGGAAAUGUACAUUGCACUGGGAAAUCCUGGAAGCAUUUUAAUUGAAAGAUCAUUUCUGAAAUUUGAUGCCGUUCCCAUUUGUGGUUUUCACACUUCAGUUUUACUCUGUGGUUUAGUUGCCAACACUUAUUUUUUUUAAGUCAAAGUUUUUCUUUCUUAUCAACCAAUGUAAGACAAGCGCACUAAGUUUGCCUUCUUCCCCCCCUCCAGUCACUUUGAGUCUUAUCAAAAUGCACAAACGUCAUUGAUCGUAACCCUUCAAUCUCUGAGGGAUUUUACAACACUUGAAAUUUCUUCAAUUCUAACAUUUCAAAAUGUUUUACCUCACGUGGCUAAUGGCUUUCAUUGCCUUUCUUUGCAUUUACGGAAUCCCUGGUGCUCAUAUAAACUGUGAUUCCAUAACACUACAUCCUUUAACAUACUGUCUUCAACACAUGUUAAGAUUUAUUUUUCCAGCAUCCUUGCUCCGGCUUCUAAUUCCCUGCAUGUUCAUCUAAAUGUAUUUAUUGUAAUUGGGACUAAAGUGGGAAUAAAUUGAUGUCAAAACAGAAUGCAGGCUUGAUGGAAGGAAAGUGGUACAUGUCCUUUCAGUCACCAAAGAAAUACGCUCCAUAGUACAAACAAGUGCCCACUUUUUAAUUGAAGCGAAUGACAGCUUGCAGUGUUUCUGCAAAAAAAAAAAAAACAUCUUUGAGAAUCAGACAGGCAAAGGUUAAAGGCGUUUCAGUGGAAGUGGCCGAGGAGAGAAAUUUGAGGUUGCGAGGGCUUUAGUAAUUUAUGUACAGUGCAUCACUGUUGCCUCUGUCCAUAGUGAAUGUGAAUAAUCCCAACAUGCUCAUCCUGUCUGCCUGUAAAUCUUAGGCUGCCGAUGAUGUGCGGAGUUCAUCGAAGCUCUGUUUUGUUUACCUUUUGCUAGAUUUUGUGCAAGUCUCCACCGUGUUACAAUGCUGUUGUGACAUCUUAGUGAGCUACCUGAUGUUCAUGCUCGUAUAGAAGAAGGUGAAGAUGAAUGCAGUGUGAGAAUUGCCCAAAUGAGAACAAGAUGUAGGUUUUUACAUUUAAAUGACAGAGACCAAAUCACACCAUGAAAUCUGCCCCUUAAUUUGCUUUUAUUACUGAGCCAUGCUUUGUUUUCUUCUGACUUAUUUAAAGUAACUUAUUUUACUCUUUUCAAUACUUUAUGAAGUCCAACCACUUUUGCGAUUUUUAUUUCCCUCCGCAUUUCACUCUGAUCCAUUUCAGGGUCAUUAACGCAAGAGUAGAAUGUGUGUUUUUUGUGUGUGUGUGUUCAUAGCCGGCAGCAAGAGCUGUACUUUUUCAUUUAAUGACUUUGGCAACCAGUAGGAGGCCCAACACUAGUGUCUAUGCAAACAAAUAUUGUUGACAUUUCAAAGUGGAUAAAGAGAAGAUCGUUGUCUGCAAACUGCUUUUAGUGAGACUGGGUGCAGUAAAAGCACUUGAAUGCUGUUAGGUGUGACCACAGCUUAGAAGUUGAAUGGCUCUCGGUAGAGCUGCACUAAACUGCACACACUCAUGCAUAUCAGGCCCCUAAAUACACCUGAUCUCACAAUGUUCAAUAUGGAUCUGCCCCCAAAAUGUUCUGAAUCCUUUUUGACCCACGUUCCAUCCCCUUCAUUGCGUUUUAUAGAAAUCUGGACAGUUGUGUAAUCCUGCUGACGAACAAACCCGACAAACAGGGUUGUGACGCGUGCAGACGAAUGUGAAGCAGAAAACUGUUUCAAAUGAUUUCCUGAGGUAAUAGUUGAACACUAAAGAGUCUAACGCUAAAGAUUGAAGGCUUUGUUUUUAUAAUAUAUGUGUGUGUUAGUUGUAUAAAAAGAUAGAGAUGCGCAGGAAUGUCUGUGGGGUUUCAUACUUAUUGAAAAGCACAUCGUUGAAAGGGUUUUAGAGGGUGAGACUGGAUACGUGAGACCAACUUGAGCCCAAAAUAUCAGGAACCCGUGGCACCAGAAUGUUUGGAAAGUUGUUUAAGAUAUUGUAAGGGCUAACCUCCAGUACACGUGACUGAAACACCCCUGAUAGUUAAUGUAACAGGCACAAAAAACAAAUACACAAUGUCAGCAUCACAGCCUGUUGUGACGUUCCUUCCUGAGCUUCCAUUACAUCUAAGUGCUGUGUGUCUACAUCGUUAAGAAGCUACUUUACUCAAAGUAACCACCAUAGUGCUCGCUUACUCCAACAUCGGCUUUAACCGCAUCUCAUCAUCCGUUUUAUUGCUUUUCUCCAAAAGCAAACAUGAUCGAUCAUUCUUCUUUAUUCUUUUCUCUUCAUGAAUACUUUAAUAGACUUGAUGGCCCAAAUAUUUUCAACUUGAUCCUGAAACAGAUGUUUGUGCGAAAGCUACAAGCAGAUUGGUCGACCGGGUAUUCAAACAACUUGUUUUUGCCUUUUUAUAUAAAUGCCCUUGGAGUUAAAAAUAAAUGGAUAUCUAUGUAUUUUUGAUUGGAUGGUUGUUCGUAUGCCAUCGGUGAAAUGUUUCCUUCAUGUUUACUUAUUUUAAACAUAACCACUAAUGUAGCCUAUCUGUUCGUGAAUGCAAGAGGUGAUGCUUACAUUUCAAUUCAGUUUUUGUGAGUUAUUUGGAAAUGGCAAAUAAAGUGGAUAUUACUAAUAA